AGGGAAAUGGCGGACCCAGGUUCAAUAGACGAUUUACUUUCUUCAGAAAUAGAUGAGAGUGCGGUUAGCGCGUUAGUUGGGUCCCUAGAAUCACAGUUAGCAUCCUCUACGAAUAGAGACUUAUCUAAGACCCCGUCAGAUUCCUCUGUGAACAACAAUCACAUUAGUAGCAUAACAUCUAAUGCUACUACAACAAACUCACUAUUCAGUACAAAUGCAAGUCAGGUAAAUGUUUCCCAAAAAGGGUUGUCAUCACAUACAAACAGCACAAUAAAUUUUACCCUUGGGCAAGGAAAUAAAUCUGUACCCGAAAAUCAGAUUUUGGGAAUUACAUCCAUUAUAAACUCUACAGGUGCACCAUCUUCUGGAGUAAAUGCAUUAGUUAACUCACAGAAUUCAGAUCAUCAUGUAUCUCUCCCUUCUAACACAUCUUCUGUGAGAAAUUUAGUCCAUCCACACCAAAAUAAUGUAACAGACUCAUCAGUGCAUAUUUCUUCGCCUAGUCCAGGAGUAAAUGUUAGUACUGUUAUAAAUAGUAGUGCACCACAAUUACAAGUAACAACAAAUAAUUUCCCUAGUACACAAACUGUCUCUGGUGCCUCUACAAGGGGAACAAACUCUGCUGCAAAUGCAAUUUAUAAUCUGGCAAAUAUUGCUUCGGAGCAAAAACCUAUGACAAUAGCCCAAAACGGUAAUCAUGCUCAGAUACAAAAAGGCAGAUCUGUGAUAGCUUCGCCAAAACAAUUUGUUGUGAAGCAGGAAAGUUCUAAUAUUCAAGUGAAACAAGAGGUCGGUUCACCAUUUCUUAAAACGGACAUUGUGAAUGUGAAAGAUGGUGCAAAUAUUCAAACUAUUAUUGGACAAACAACUCAAAGUGGUGUGUUACCGAGUGGAACCCCAGUAUCUAUUGUUGGGGGACGACCGUUGGUUAACACGCUUAAAGGUACUCCUGUAGGUUCAAAUGUUAUUACUGUUAGGGCACCAACAAAUCAAGUGACUGUGGUUAGACCACCUUUAUCUUCAACAACUAGUGGAUCUGUGCAAUUUAAUCCUGUGAGACAUGUUACAUCUAAAACGGGACAAGUACGUGUUUCAACACCAAUUAGAAUGACAAAUCAUCCUCACCAAAUAAGUAUUGCUCCACGACAGUCAGGUGCUGGUAACACCAUCACUUUAAGUCCAGGACUUCAGUUACCACCUAAUACGAUAUUGAUGAAAAAUGAACAUGGGCAGCUUAUGUUGGUAUCUACUGCCCACUCAGGUAGUGCAACACAAGGACAAGGUCCUGUUUUAGCUACAAAAGUUCAAAAUGUUCGGCCAUCAACAAGUAUAGCAAUGGGCAGACCGGCUACAUCUCCGGCUGUUGUAAUACAGCCUCAGACAGGUGUAGGCCGAGGGCAACCACAGGUACUACCAAAUACUGUAACAACUAGCUCUCAAGUACUUCCUGGUACACAAGCUGUAGGUCAACCACAAGCAGCAGUAACUCAACCUGGAGCAGCUGCAGGUCAGCAAGGCAUGUUACAAAAUGUUGAAAAAUGUAAAAAUUUUCUGUCUACCUUAAUUAAACUGGCUCAAAGUCAACCACAAGAAACUGUGCGGAAUGUCCGUGAGCUCAUACAAGGACUGAUCGAUGGAAAAGUGGAGCCGCAAACGUUUACAGAAAAAUUGCAAGUGGAAUUAAAAUCUUCUCCACAGCCAUAUCUUGUACCAUUUUUAAAGAAAAGUCUGCCAUUAUUGCGGCACUAUUUAAUCAUGGAUAAAAUGACAAUAGAUGGUGUAAAAGCACCACCACCAGAAAUAGCUGGUAUGCAUCCUAUGCCUGUCAUGUCUUCUGUUCAACAAAGACCAGUGGCUCCUUUUGGUGUACAGCAGAUGGUGAUGCGUCAAGGUGUACCUGGUCAGAUGUAUGUACGACCAGGUAAUAAAGUUUUAGUACAAGGUGCACCAACUUCAUCUGCGAACCUAGUACGUAUAAAAACACCUAUACCAAUACAAGGAAAUCUUGCAUCUGGUGUUAAUUCUUUCCAAACUAGAGUUGUGAAAGCUUCAGGAAGUCCGGCACCAAAAGAAAAACAGAAAUUUGAAGCAUUGAAAGAUGGGGAUGACGAUAUUAAUGAUGUAGCAACAAUGGGUGGUGUUAAUUUAUCAGAAGAAUCUAAGAAUAUUUUAGCAACUAAUGCUGAUUUUAUUGGUACACAAAUACGAUCUUGUAAAGACGAAGCUUUUCUAUUCCAUGGACCAUUAAUGGCCAGAAUACAUGAAAUAGCUAAGAAGCAUGGUUUAGAUGAAGUAUCGUUAGAUGUAGCUAAUAUGAUAUCACAUGCCACACAAGAACGACUACGUGAUAUGGUAGAAAAAUUAUCAACUAUAGCAGAACAUAGAAUAGAAAUAUAUAAAAUGGAUUCUAGGUAUGAAGUAACUAAUGAUGUACGAACACAGUUAAAGUUUUUAGAAGAAAUAGACAAGUUAGAGAAAAAAAGACAUGAGGAGCAAGAAAGAGAGAUUUUAUUGAGAGCUAUAAAGAGUCGGUCGAAGAAUGAAGAUCCUGAACAACUUAAACUUAAACAGAAAGCAAAAGAACUCCAGGCAGCAGAAAUGGAAGAAGUUCGGCAACGGGAAGCAAACUUAACAGCACUUGCAGCCAUUGGACCGAGGAAAAAAAGAAAAAUAGAAACAACAGAUUCUGGUCAAACAGCUGGUACUAGUAGUUCAACAGGAGCUAAUGGCAGUGGUGUGUCUUCAAAUAUAUCGGUUAUGAAUAGACCCAGAACGAAAAGAGUGAAUCUCAGGGACAUGUUAUUUUUAUUAGAACAAGAACGAUCAGUGUCCAAAUCAAAUCUACUUUAUAAAACAUUCCUAAAGUGAAAUCAUGUGUGAAUUAAAUCUAGACUUAAUCUAGCAUAAUUCCAGCGGUACAGAUUCAGUGCUCUUUCUUUGGACACAGAAAAUGUGGGCAGCAGAAGUGAGUGACAUGAAAAGUAUCUGGCGGGUGUGUCUGUAAAGAUUGGGUUAACCAGAAGGCAGCUAAAGUGCUUUAAGAAAGUUGGUGCUGGAUACAUUACGGUGCAAAUAUGUACUACUAAAAGACAUUUCGAGGCAAAACAGUAUCACUGUGAUCUCGUGCCAAUCUCAAACAGAUGUUAUGUGUGACGUAUGAAUUGCUGUGAUGAUUGACGAUAGAUACUACUGUUAUCGCGUUGUUAGAGAAGGACUCAAGCAGUGCUUGAAGAAUUUGUUACACGAUCUAUGUGAAGUCACUUGUGAUCUAGUGACAUCGUACAAAUUGCCAUUACUUUGUGUAAGGUAAUGAAGAAAAUAAUAAAGUUUAAAGACAUUGAAUUAGAAUUUUAUAUAGAUAUACAUAGAGAUGGUUAUAUACCAGUAUCCUGCAUCUUUUACUUACAGAAUACUGGUUAGAAAUUUUAGAAUUGAAUAGUUUACUAGUAACAGACUAUUUAAAGUAAACCUAAUCUAGUACUAACAGAAACAGGGAACCUGUAGGAAGUUCUUUUUUACAAAUUUAUUUGAAGUUUGUUUCUGCUAUCAAAUUGGAGGAAAGUUAUUUAAAUUUAUAUAUCUUUCAUUUGAUGAAAGUGAUCAAUCUUGAUCCCAGAGAUAAGUUUACCCUCUGUUAAAACUGGCCGGCCAUACAUCGGCCAUUUUGAAUGUCAUAUGAUAUAUCCUUCCGUCGGUCGCUUCACAAAGAUCCAAGAUGGCGGCUCAAACCCUCGUUUUUUUCAGAAAUUUCACAUAUUUACCCGAAUCAUUCACAUUGUGUGCUAAAAAUAUUUCUCGGUAAAUCAUCAAAUCGGCUGUUUUCGAAUGAACUUUCGAUGUCAAGAUGUGGAAAAUGUUCCAAGGAUCAUUAAUAUGUAACUCAUGCACUGAAUCGAUGUCUAAUUGUCCAGAAAUCGGCAGCAUUUCAUUCUAACAAUUCCUGCCAAUCUGUAGCCACUGGGGUGGGAGCUUAGGAACCAAGAUCAUGCUGAUUAAUGGCUGGCGAGUUUUACCAGAGAUAAACGACAGGUAAAGUUAUUUCUGGGAUCGAGAUUGGAAGGUGAUGAGAAUUAAAUGGUUGAUUAUUGUAAGAUAAUUGUCUUCUGUCGUGACUUGACCUUUCACGUUUUUUUUUUCUUCGGACAGAACACCUAUAGUUUCUUUUAAUGAUUGUAUAAUAUGUUUUACAAGAUGUCCUACAAGUAAGAUUUUGGUUGAAACAUAUUUUAAAAAAGAUUAAUUGAAAGUAAAGGUAGCCUGAUUCUCUAAACAUACAUCUACUAAAUGCUUGACUCAAAAUGUUCCUUCAAAAUUAAUUUAGUCAUGUGUCUUUGCUAGAAAUAUGAUGUUUUGAAUGACCAGUAAAUAGGCAGCCAAUUGUAUACUGUUGUUGAGAUCAUAAACAGCACUUGCUGCCACAUAUUCGAUUAUCUUAAAGACAAUGCAAAUUGCAAAUCACAUAAUUUCUGCAAGCUAUUAGAAAAACACAAAUUACAGAUGUAAAACAGUUUACCAUAAACUCAAAUUAAGCUGUAUGAUUUAUUACAAUAAAAAAGAAUUUUCUUGAUAGUGAUAUCACUCAACAGAUAUUAGUUCUCAAAGAAAUGCAUUUAAAAAUUUUUAUACGGUACCCAAUUGUCAGUCCAAAAUGUUCUACAUUUGAGUGAUACAGAUAUGAAUACUGUCACUGUUCUUCCAGUCCCAAAAACAGAUGCUGUUUGAGCAAAUUCGUGAUGUAAUCAAACGUUUCAGCUAGGUUGAUUGGUCAAGAUAGUAUCAUAUUCAGUUUUUGCAUGCCUUGUUGCCUGAAAUUCUUUUAUUGACUCAAAUGAUCCCUUUCAAGGCAAUGAGAGAAUUUAAUUCUUGACUAUUUGAUUAAGUAUCAUCUUUGUGGUUACUAAAAUUAAUGACUGCCAAGCCUUGAAAUAUUGUCAUUUAUUUAUUUUUCAAAAUCACCUCCAAUACAUUACUUUACUUAUUACUCAUGAUAAACCUUUACUUAUGCAUUUACCCAUAAAGAGUUUUGUUUGGUUAUGGUUAUACUGUCACUGUUUGGUUCUUUUUCUGAUUUAGGUCAAAAUAAAGUAUUCAGUUGGAUUGAUCUAAUGUUCUAUUUCCAUUAGUGAUUUGACCAAACCCAUACAAUGGAUGUUUUGUUUAGGAAGAAUAAGCAUAAGUCGGUUUUGUUUAUUAAUUUUAGAGACAAUCAUUUAUCUAAACACCGCUUUAUGUAUCGAGACAAAUUAAUCUAUAAAAUUGAGUGGAAAUAAGUGAUUUUAAUUUUUAUCUAAAUCAGAGAGAUAUGCCCAUUAUUGCUUUACAAUUAACUGAGUCUAGUCAUUCUUAACCUAAUAAAAUUGUUAGAAACAGUAAGUUAAAAUGAUUAAUUUUAGAAUGCUGGUUUACUAUGGUAACCAAUGCCAACUAAGUACUAUUUUACAGUUACAGCAGACUUUAAAUAGAUUCUAGUCUUGAGCACUCCACCCCAGAUUGUUCCACUCCAUAUAAAUAUUUGUUGUAAUCAAGGCAGAAAUAUUUUGGGCUUGUACGAUCAAGACACAUACUAUGUAUUUCAUUGAUAACUUUGAUCAAGUAGGCCGAAUAAAGGCAGUAUAUAAUUUUUAGUUUUAUACAGUUAAAAUUACCUAGAUUUUUAUUUUUAUACUAAUGUAGAAUUUACUAUUUAAUAUGGUGAAAAACAACAUAUUUUUGAACAACGUAGGUCUAAUACUGUAUUCUUUACCUUGUGUAUUACCUGUAAACACCAGUUCACCCAUAGGCAAUAACAUUCCUUACUGCUGUUAAGUUGUGUUAACUACUGGAGAACUCGGGUAUCAUUGCAGUAUUCCGAGUUCACAAGUUGUGAUGUCGCAAAGAAAGGAAUGAUAGCAGAGUAUUGUAAGAUUUUAUUAUUCUCAAUCAUUCCAGUCUAAAUUGUCAAGCAAUUAUUUGUCUGGAAAAGACAGCACAAAAUUUGUAUACAGUGUCAAAUGUUAUACAAAUAUUACCUCAUCUUUUCAAUUUUUUGAGAGGAAAAGUGACUUUCAGAUUGUAUUGAAAAUAUGCAGAAUCCAUUGUUCAUUGGUGGGUUGAUACAAAAUGUCCCAUAAGUCAUUGAAUGAACUUGUAGACACGAACAACCAGACAGCAAGUUACCAUCUGCACAAUGGCAGUAAUUGUAGUCGAAAAGGAGACAGUAUAGACUGGAAUGAGUAAGACUAAAUAUUUAUUUAUGACUUUUAAAUACUAGAGAGUUUGAUUAUCGGCUUUUCAUGUGAAUAAAUGUCUAAAUAAUAAUUAAUUUAUAUAACAUUUGAAGCCAGAAAGAAAGACCUGUGAUAGCCAGAUUUAGCUCUUGCAUUAUGCAUUUUUAAAUAUGGCAUAAAACUUGUCUAAAGUUUAAUUCAUGAAAAAGGGAAUAAGUACUGCAGAAAAUUUCUGAAUAUAGUUUUAACGCUACAUAGCAUCCAAUCGUAAACACACGUUCUUGCAGAGGUAAAAGAAUACAGGAUUGCUGUUCUCAAUAACUUUGCAGUACAUUUGCAUGUAUUUGAAAAUUACUACUUCACUAUAGUGUUAAGAAAUAAAUGUCAUAAGUGGAAAUAAUUUCUUGAAGUUCAAUUCUCUGUUCAAACUGUCUGUAUUUAUUUGAGUAAUAUAAGGAUAUAUGGCUUGAAAUUGUUUGUUGUACUUUAGCUAAUGUAAUAUUAAAAAAGUUAAGAAACAAGUUUUGAAAAUGAAAACAUGAUAAAUAAAUGUUGAAAUUUUAUUUCAAAUGAAGAAUAAAAACUCCAAAAAAUCAAAAUCAAUAAAAACAAGCGUUGUAUACACCAAGACCUUUCUAUAUAACACAGAUUUAUUAAUUUUAUGUAACAGUAGUUCUAUGUUUAUAUCAAGGGUUUUUAACUGAAUGUUGCUACCAACUUGCCUGGAAUCAGUCCAAUGAAAAUGAGAUAUUAUUUUCACUCUGUUAAUUUGUAUGGUCUUUCCAUGAACAUCUGAACUUCUAAAGGUAUGUUUAUGGUUCUUUGGUGACAGCUUGAUAAUUCAUUCGACUGUGGUCAGACAUCCAAUCCAAUAUCUCGAUAAUCAAAGUUUUUUAAGAGAUUCUGUGGAAUUGUCUGUAUCACAGGUAGGUUGAUCUGGACAUCUGCACAUAAAUGAAUACAAUCUAAAGAAAUGACUUCAGAAGAGACUGAAGAGUAACCAACCAAAAAUAACAAAACAAAAUUUUGAUAUAAUUUUUAAUACGCGUGCCUAUCACAUUUAGGGAAUAUCCCUGAUUAGUAAUCGCAUCAUCAUGUUCAAAUUAGAAAAUGUGCAAAAUAAGAACAUUAUCUGCCUUUUCCCGAUACUGACUCUUUAAAAAUCACGAGUACCAGUAUUACAGAUUUCCUCAUGGUGUUGUUGAAGGGAUUUAAUGACAGUUUGUGUAAAAAUUGUAACCUUAAUCCUGAUACGGUCAUCACUUGUAAUUCCAGUAGUUAGUGAAUUUAUUUUCUUGUUUAAAGUGAUAGUUCUGCUUUGCCCCAUUUUUCGAACAGGUAACUAACUGCUUUGUUAGGUUAGGAUCUUAUAUCACAUGAUAAUGGAUCACGUUAAGAUGAAGUAUGAUUUAUAAGCUACCAAAUGAUAUAUGACUUUGUUAAUUGUCUAUUAAAAUGGGUUCAUCCUCUGUCUGUCUGUCUGUCUGUCACACUUUUUGGGACACAAUAACUCUCCUUCCUAUUGAGCUAGAAUGUUCAAACUUGGUGCAGAUAUUUAUUAGGUUGAUGCCUUGAUGGAGUUCGAAGAUGAGCAUUUCCUGCUUAGGGUAAGCAAUUUGAUUGGUUGAUGCUUUUGGGCAAGAUAACUUUGGUUAUAAUUAAGUGAGAGCUAUGAAACUCUGAGUAUAGAUUUAUUAUAGCAUUACCUUGUUUGAUGAGAAUUUUCUGCUAAGGCUAAGGAGCGAUAAGCAAUUUUAUUGGUGAAGACUUUGGAACAUAACAACACGCUUUUAAUUGAGGUAGAAUGUUUAAACUUGAUGUUGAUGUACAUUACGUGAAUGUCUUGACUGAGUUCAAUGAUUAACAUUUCCCGUGAAAACUAAGCAGAGCUAAGCAAUUUCUUUGACUUUGAUUCUAUCUGAUAGAGAGUGAUGAAACUUAGUGUAUAGUUAAUAAUCAGUUCGAUUGCUCGAUACUUUUGAAAAAGAUAAACAUGCAAUUAAUUAAUAUGUGUCAUCUAUUUAUUUCGAGAUUUUGUUGGGGGACAUCAGCCUCACUGUUGGCUUGUCACAACUCUGAUUAUACUGCAAAUUCCUCAAUUCAUCUAAAGUAUGAACAAUAUGAUGUGUUAGCAGUGAUGGUUUCAGAUUCAGUCUGACAUUGUUGUCUUCGAAUGGAUCUCAAUCAGGAUUUGAUCUUUUCUGUUUAUCUUCAGCAUCAAUUAAACCUUUUGUGUACCAUGCCCUAGCUCAACAUCGCAAAUUUUUCUCUCAAUCCCCCCCCCUCCCCACUUUGAUAUGUAUAGAGGAGACCAGCGUUUCCGACAAUAAUUUGUACGAAAAUUUUCUUUGGUGUAAAAGUAAUAAUGGAACACAUGAAGUUUAUUCUUAUGAACAUCAUUUUCAAAUUUCCCCCUUGUGGGGUGUGUACCCCACAUUUGGAAUCACUGAAUUAGACAAUUAGUUUGUUGGGGAGGAAAGUGGGACGACAGAUGACCUAAGUAUAUUUAAAAUAAUUUAAAAUAGUAUAAUUUGUGAAGUACAUCUAGUAUUAUUAACAUUAAGGCUUUUGUAUUCUAUGCAAACAAUACAUUUCUUUAAGGCCGAGUACUUAACUAUUAUUUGAUUAAUGAAUGCAUUCUAGUAAAAACUGCAGCUUAAAUGGGUUUAGGUAAUUAUUGAACAAAAUCAACUAUUAUAUCAAUUUAAAACAGUAAAUUGUUUUUGAUAAAAGAAAUUACUUUAUGUACAUAAAUUAUCACAUUUUUCAAUUCAUUAUAAAAUAAGAGAAAACAAGAAUUACCCAAAAGGCAGCAACAUGAAUUGAAUAACACUAAGUAUAUUGUAGCAGUAUUUAAUACUUCUAUAAAUAUACUGGAGAAUAUUCUUUCUUUCAAAUUAAAAUAUCUAUAUAUGUAAAUAAGACAAUUGCAUGUACAUUUUGUGUUUUCCUAUUUGAACAUAUCAUUAUUGCAUGUAACUAUAUACACACACAUUAUAUAUAUAAUGAUUGAAUAUAAAAUAUGAUAUAUCUAAUAACAACA
Patella vulgata (common limpet) is the source of this 9249-nucleotide messenger RNA. Its product is annotated as transcription initiation factor TFIID subunit 4. Gene Ontology annotation, cellular component: transcription factor TFIID complex. The transcript is spliced from 14 exons. Gene Ontology annotation, biological process: transcription initiation at RNA polymerase II promoter; DNA-templated transcription. The record is from RefSeq and is a predicted model, not a curated record. Gene Ontology annotation, molecular function: DNA binding; protein heterodimerization activity; RNA polymerase II general transcription initiation factor activity. Bases 7 to 2868 code for a protein of 953 amino acids. Lineage: Eukaryota; Metazoa; Mollusca; Gastropoda; Patellidae.